GCAUUUCUCAGGUCUAUUUGAGCUGAACACGGUGACAAUGUGCCGAUGACAGGAUCUGUAGCGCUGCCUGGGGAGAAAUUUAACUGAUUAAUAAGGCAGACGGACAGUGAUUCCGCUGAGUGUUUCCUAGUCACUGAUUCCGUCUUUCUGAAGAGCGAUUCUCGACUACACGACUUGCUGUAGACUAAAUCCCUCCUGAAGAUGGAGUUUGGGGAAAGGAAGAGGAGAAGGAAGUCACAGAGCUUUAAACUGGUCACGGAUGAAGAUUUUGCCCCUUCAUAUAUUAUGAAUUCCAACUGCAAAGACGCCAAAGGAGAGCCUAAGGAUGCUGCUGUGUCUGAUGGUUGGCUGGGGGAUGAGGGUGUGGAGAUCAAGAGGCAAAUAACAGGAAUGAUGAGGCUUCUGAGUGAUAAGUCUGGCAGGGCUUAUCAGCGUGUGGUAACAGAGCAGGACAGCCUAACAAAGGAGCCCCAGGAUCAGCACCUGACCUGGGUGCAUCAGCCUGCACCCUCAUCUCUUGUAUCGCACGACCACCAGAGCAACAGCUGGAACUCUGCAGAGGACCCAGGGCCUUCACCUUCAUCCAUAUCUACCUCCGCCGGAAACGGUCCAGGCUUUGGUCAGUACAGCACCCGCUCCAAAGCUCUGAGGGUCCUCAACAACACCAAGGAUCUGAUCAAAGUGAACGAAGCGAAUGAUGUGAUCCCUCCUGCUGCGCCUGAAACCCCCUGCUGUAUGUGUAACUGUAAGGGCACCUUGCAAGCUAUUUUGCAGGAACUGCGAGCCAUGAGGAGGCUGAUGCAGACUCAAAAAGCAUCCUUGGAGAGACAGGAACAGGCAGCAUCACCAUGCCAACCCCGUCUUGGUCCGGGCCCCGCUCCUCGCUGUAGGCCCCGUAAGAGGAGGCCAAUAUAUAAAGCACCCCUGACUGUGUCUAGUACAAGAAAAGCAGCUCUUGCCCCUCUGGAGGGAUCGGCGUGUACAGCUGCACCUGCAGAAUCUGUAAAGAGGGAGGAAUGUGAGACAGAGCAAGCUUCAACUACACCCAACAGUCAUCCCGUCUCCUCUGAGGUUUCUGUGCCGCCACCUCAGAAUAAUCCAGUAACUGUCAACAACAGACAAGAUCCUCUCCUGAACCAGCUACGGGAACCUCAGCAGUCUGAGGUGCGUCUUGCAGAGGAUCAUGACGUGUAUAUUUCAAAGGCUCAGCUGGACUCCAUUCUGGUUAACUAUACACGCUCUGGCAGCCUGCUGUUCCGCAAACUGGUGUGUGCCUUCUUUGACGAUACGACGCUGGCUAACUCCUUGCCAAAUGGCAAAAGGAAGAGAGGGCUCAAUGAUAACCGUAAGGGCUUGGACCAGAACAUUGUGGGUGCUAUUAAAGUGUUUACAGAGAAAUAUUGCACUGAACACAGAAUAGAGAAGUUGCCCGGGCCACGAGACUGGGUUCAGAUCCUUCAAGAUCAGAUCAAACUUGCCAGGAGGAGGCUGAAAAGAGAUGCUGCAGAAGCAGAAGAAGCCGUAAAUGGACCUUCCACAAGCUGUGACUAUAACAAGACUGCGAGUGUGGAGGGGGCGGUGGUGAACAUGACUGGUUGAUUCAAGGGUUGCCACAGUGGCCUUACAGCAGAUCUGUUGUUUGUUCUCAUUACUUCUCUAACUUGAUGCAUUUUGCCACUUUAGAUAUUUCCGUUGCAGCUGUAAUCUUCUCUGUGUUAUGGAUGUAAAUGGAAAAAAAAAACAGUAGGACCAAAUGAGGAAGACGCCUGCCUAAUGAUAUCCUCUCCCUCCUGCCCUCACACACACACACACACACACACACACACACACACGCACUCCAUCUUUUAAGGUCCAUGAGACUUUUCACCAGACAGAUAUUGGGAUCUGGGAUUUAAGCCAACAGACACUGAACUACACAGUGGUUAAAAAAUGUCAGCUCAUUUUUAUGUUCAGAAAUGACUUA
This is a messenger RNA of Epinephelus fuscoguttatus (brown-marbled grouper), 1963 nucleotides long. It is a transcript of the gene bend7, whose product is annotated as BEN domain containing 7. Gene Ontology annotation, molecular function: DNA binding. Lineage: Eukaryota; Metazoa; Chordata; Actinopteri; Perciformes; Serranidae. The coding region runs from base 202 to 1599 and encodes 465 amino acids. The transcript is spliced from 10 exons. The record is from RefSeq and is a predicted model, not a curated record.